UUGUUUGUUGCCCUCAGACUCAUGAGGAGGGUGGAUCGCAUGGAGCACUCCAUUGGCAGCAUCGUCUCCAAGAUUGAUGCAGUGAUUGUGAAGCUGGAAGCGAUGGAGAGAGCCAAACUGAAAAGGAGGGAUGUAUUGGGAAGGCUGUUGGAUGGAGUGACAGAGGAUGAGAGGCUGGGCCGUGACAAUGAGAUCCACAGGGAGCAGAUGGAGCGGCUGGUACGGGAGGAAUUGGAGAGGUGGGAGUCAGAUGACACCGCAUCUCAGAUGAGUCAUCGUCUGGGAACACCACUGGGACUGAAUGGGCAGCCUCGGUCGAGGAGCUCCCGGCCAUCCUCCUCGCAGUCAGAUGGCAUUGAUGGGGGAGGAGGAAAUGGGGCUAACAACCUCCAUGUGUAGCAUAUGCUUUGCUGUUCAGUCAGCAUCAAGCCAACUACACCACUGCUUCCCUGAAUGAGGUCGUCAUUCUGAUCUGACCACUAAAGGCAAGCUCAGCGGUAGGUGACAUAAAUACUCAUAAGUCAUUUUGAGAAUUUCACAAGCACAUGCCAGGUCCAAGUCACCAACACUGAGCUUGUUGGCCUUAAAAAUGAAAAUGCAGAGGUAGAAUGGAAACCAGAUGUGACAAAAUCUACCUGAACACAAUUCUGUUUCCAUACACCUAUUCCAGUUUCCAUACACGAAUGGUUUGAUGAGGGCAGCGAGCUUUAGACAAAAAGCGCUGUGACUAAAGCAUUACAGUGAUAGGCUGUGGGUUUUCUGCUUUCUACUAGAAAAACACAAUGUUUAAAAGUUUUGAAAAGCACUUUUGAGAAAGAAAAUGGCAUCAGUUAUAGUCCUAUUCAUUUUAACAGCUGACAGUUUUCAAGAGCGAAAGCAAUGUCUCUUUUUUUUUUUUUAAGCAAGUGUGUAUAUUUCAUUUUUUCUGGAGUUAUUGCUGGCUUAAAAUGUCUUUUUUCCUUUUUUUUUUUUUUUAAUUACUAUGUUUCAUUAAGCAGAGGAAGUGUUCUUAGCUUGUAACUUGUUAAUCAGGUUACUCUAUAGUAGAAACUAUACGCAUCGUGCCUCUUUCUGUUUCAUCAGCAUUUAAAAGUCAUAUUUAAGAACUGCCUCUCCACACCUGAUCAAUAUGGUCAUCUUCAUCUCUGUCACGCAGUGCCUUUUUUUUCUCUUUCUUCUGCCAUGUUUUGCUGUGUUCCUAGGAUAAGUAGAAGGCCCUUUCUGUGCCUUCCACGUCCCAGACGAUUUGACGUUGGAAGAUGCACCACUGAAGAUAAAAUGUUGCUUUCCAGUAGAAAGCACUGAGGUACAGCAUUCUUUUGCUCACCAGUGUUUCAGCUUGUGGUAUGCUGACUUAGCAAGGAGGCUGCCAGCUGUGCCUUGUUCCUGAAGAUGGCACUUACUUAUAGUACAAAGGAAGAUGUGGUGGUGUUUUUUUUUUUUUAUGAAAAUGAAUUUGCAUUCCUAGCUGUAUGUAUUAACGUGUAUUUCUGUAACGUGUCGUUACUUGUAACAAACUUCAUCUUGAAGUGCAUGUAGUUUCCAUGGUCUAUCCAUGUGUAUGACAAUAGCCGUGCAGUGAGUGCAUGGCUGCAUGAAAAAUAUUCCGAACGUUGAUAUUAUCUCAAUUCAUAAUUUUAGAUUCUAGCACAAUUUUUUCACUUAGUAUUAAGGUUUUGUAUAGAAAAGCUACGUACAGUGUUUGGUCUCGUUAGGAAGCUGUUAAUUAUGCAAGCCUUCUGCAAUGAUCAAGAAUGUAUUGAUCUUUAAACUGAGCACUUUACUUCCCAAUAAACUUUUGUAUCAUCUGCCAAGCUAACAUAGUUUCCUGACUUAGUCACCAUGUUUAAGUAGCUGAAGGCACAUAUUUAACAGGGUUUUCCAGUGGGAAGUAGGCUAUUAAUUCAUGCCUCAUAAAAUCUCAUUCUCCCUCCGCCUGUUUGAGAGGAAGCAUUCGUGUUCUGCUUAAAGACCUUUGUGGGAGCUUGUAGGGGUGUGAAUUUCGGUUUCUAUUAGAAACGAUUGGACUACUGGAUUAAAAAACCUAGCAAUGUUAGGUCAGAGUGAUGAAUGAGAAAAUAUUUGAUGUGGCACUGAUGGUCAUAGUCAAUGAACGUGGUGGAGAGAGAGUGGGAGGUUGGACUUGGUGAUCUUAGAGACUUUUUUCAGCCUCAAGGAUUCUGUGAUCCUAUUAAAAAAAAAAAA
This is a messenger RNA of Meleagris gallopavo (turkey), 2205 nucleotides long. The record is from RefSeq and is a predicted model, not a curated record. Lineage: Eukaryota; Metazoa; Chordata; Aves; Galliformes; Phasianidae.